CUGACUCAGAGAGAAAGGAGUCUCAGGUAGAGUUUGCUCUCUACCAUCACCUCUCAGUCAGCUGAACAUGUUGCAACCAUCAUCCUUCUCAAGUGCUGCUCUUAGAGAAAAAGACAAUGAAAACUUCAUGCAUUCCAAUGUUAAUGAGAAUUCCCAUCUGAUGCAUGAAGCCAGUGUUAGGCCAAAGAAGCAUGAAAAUAUGGUCAGCACUAGAGAAAAUAGCUCUACUGAGGAGAGAUUUGAAAACACCUCUGUUCAGCUGUAUGAAAACUAUAGGACCCAGAAUCCUCAGUAUAGUAUGAACACACUGCAAAAUGAUCUAAUCUUCGGUGCCCAGAUUCUGGCUGAUGAUGAAUUUAUCCAGAUGAAUAAAAUGCUGGAAGCAAAGAGAAGAGAAUGGAAAAAACGGAUAGAAAAUGUGACAAAAGGAAAGAUUGACCUGUUACAAGGACAAAAAUAUAGAAAUCAACUCAUGGACAAGCUUUUGAAGGAAAGCAAAAUCAAAAAGAGACAGGCUCUGGAAGAGUGGGCAGCAGAUGUAAAAAUAAACAAAAUCAAACAGGAAGAGAUAGACCAUCUGAGCCAAGAACUUAGAGAACUCCAGGCCAGGAAACAGAUGCUGAAGAAAAAGAUAGAAAAGUACAAGCCAUUUGAAGACUUUCUGGCUAAAGUCCUUGAUAAAUUGCCUAAUUGCUAUAGAAGCUGGGAUUUGAACUCUUCUAUAAAGAAAAUCAUAGACCACUAUAAGAUGCUCUCCAAAACCAACAAGAACUUAACAAAUCAAGUGUCCCAGCUCUCAGAUGCUUACAAGAAUGUCCAGAAAAGUCUUGAAGUUUUGCAACUGGAACAUACCAACAACACACUUGCUCUGAAUACUGAGCUCUCAACAUUGCAAAAGAAAUUUGAUGAGAUUAAGAGAAAAAACAGUAAGAUGAAAAUGGAUGAACAGUUGAAGAAAAGUAUCUUAAAAGAUGAAGACCAGGAUCUAGGGAGCACACUGACAGUCAUCACCAACCUGGCACAGCAGUGCCAAAUCCAAGACUAUGGCCCUCUGACGCAUUUAGACUUGGGUUGCAAAUUGGAAAUGAUUCAGGAAUUUAUGUUGGAUAAAAUGGAGACCAAAAAGUUAGUUGAAUCUCAAGAAUUCUUGGACGGGGAACUCAUAGAAAGUUAUCCGCAGAAGAUUCAAGAACCAGACAAAAAGAAGUUAACAGACAGAAUUUCAUCUCCAGGAGUCCCAAUAAGCAAAAUAACUAUUCCCCAGGCGGAAAUGACUGUUAAAUUACCUACACUGCAAGCUCACUGCCUCAAGCCUCUGAACCUUCCUAAGAGCCAGGAAGUUCAGUCCUUUCUUCCCUUUCCAUGUGCACAUAAGCUAAAAUAUAUGUCUCCAUACACUCCUAACUCUUCAACAGGUGGGAAUGCCUAAAGCCAGAUACUCAAAAGCAAAAAACCGAGUGCUUUCCUGGAUGAUAAUAAAUUGGGGGAUAAUCUUGAAUGAAAACAUCUUUCUGCUCUAGUGAAAGGAGUCAGAAUAGCAGUGUUAGGAUACAAAUAGAAAGGAUUUGGGAGGUGCCUAAUUUCUAAUGACAGCCUGCUUCCCCUAACUAGCAAGUCCUGCUCUCUCAUCUCAAACAAAGGAGUUAGACCUGAUGGUCCUUCAGUUUCUUUCUGUCUCUAGAGCACUGAGAAGUAACUUGCCCAAUGUUAGACAGUAGGUUUCAGGGGGCAGACUUGAACCCAAGUCUUGUUGACUUAAAGCUAACUUUUUGCCCAUACCACCUCCCUCUAUAUCUCUGAAAACAUUUAGAAGGGCGUAAUACCAGCCUUCAAGAUUGGCUCUCUAUCCAUAUGUCAUACAAACGUAAAUUAC
Antechinus flavipes (yellow-footed antechinus) is the source of this 1873-nucleotide messenger RNA. It is a transcript of the gene CCDC197, whose product is annotated as coiled-coil domain containing 197. Lineage: Eukaryota; Metazoa; Chordata; Mammalia; Dasyuromorphia; Dasyuridae. The transcript has 9 exons. The coding region runs from base 68 to 1429 and encodes 453 amino acids. The record is from RefSeq and is a predicted model, not a curated record.